Molecule: messenger RNA, 252 nt
Organism: Caenorhabditis remanei
Lineage: Eukaryota; Metazoa; Nematoda; Chromadorea; Rhabditida; Rhabditidae
Exons: 3
Coding region: 1-252 (83 amino acids)
Source: RefSeq, a predicted model, not a curated record
AUGGCCGAGCAAAACGUCAAUGCAGAGGACAAAGAUAGACGGAUGGUUGUUUCCCGAAUUAUGGUCGAAACCAUCAGACGUAACCGCAUUCGCCUGACUGAGCUUUUUGGCGGAGUCGUUGAUAACCAGCAGUUCUUGGAACACGUGGUGGACCUUGCCGUGGAUGUUAUCAGAUUUGCCGAGCAGCCAGUGUCCGCUGAGGGAGUGGAACUUUUGGACGAUCUUCAACCACUUGCUCCAAGUGGUAAAUAA